AUGCAUUUACCACCGCCUGAACCUCGGGACAGCGAGUUAUAUACAUAUAUGGAUCCUGUCCAUGCACCGGCUUAUUUCGAACCUUUUGAUGACAUGGUCGGCCCGGAUCUUCAGCAGUUUACCGAAUUGGCGGCAUCUCACGACCAGUCGGAGAGCAGUCAGAUAUUCUCACCAGAUACGAGAAGACUUCAAACUCAACAUACCACUGAAGGUUAUCGUGAUGGUAUUACCGCUGGCAAAGCCGAAAGCAUGCAGGCUGGGUUCGAUGAAGGGUUUGACCUGGGCGCCGAACUCGGAUUAAAGGCUGGUCGAUUACUAGGACUUCUUGAAGGUAUGGCUGCAGCUUUGAGAGAAAACAGCCUCAAUAGCUCAGCGCAUAUGGACAACCUUUUGUUAGAUGCAUCAAAGGAGCUGCGCACCGAGGUGAUAUUCGCAGAGGAAUAUUGGACCUCAGAUGGUAGUUGGAAAUAUUCCGUGAGAGGAUCUGGAGGUGAUGGUAAAAUAUCGAUCGAGGACGUGGUAAAGGAACAUCCGGUUAUGUUAAAGUGGGAUGAGCUCAUCAAGCGGGAGGUCCAGAAGUGGAAAUUAAAUUAA
This is a messenger RNA of Daldinia childiae, 594 nucleotides long. RefSeq lists its product as uncharacterized. The transcript has a single exon. NCBI's taxonomy places the organism in Eukaryota, Fungi, Ascomycota, Sordariomycetes, Xylariales, Hypoxylaceae. The record is from RefSeq and is a predicted model, not a curated record. Bases 1 to 594 code for a protein of 197 amino acids.